AGCCGAGAGAGCUAUCCAGGCCAAUAUCCACAGCCCAAACCAUUACACAUAAUUCUGUCUUCAUCAGUGAUGACAUCAUAUUGAUUGUGUAAUUGAUUACACUGAACAGAGACUAAGUGGCUCUCAGUAAUAGAAAAAAUGAGGCUUCUGCACAAAAGAUCUUUGGCUUUGUUGAGGGCCUCUGGAGGUGCCAGAAAAUAUGUCUCCACUCUGUCCCCUUUGGGAUCUGUGUUCAACUCCAUUCCAACACCCAAAAAGUCAGAGUGGUUCUUUAGUAACAGAGAAAAUAAGGGGCUGCUACUGAUACCUGAGCUGAAAUCCUUCCAGGGAUUUGACAUUCUCCGCCAUGAAGUGGAGUAUAAAGUGGAGACACUGGUGGAAGAGGCCCUUUCUCCACGACGGAAACGGAAAAUUGUCACCAUAUUUGAUGAGAUAUCCAACAGUCUCUGUUGUGUGGCAGACCUGGCAGAAUUUGUCCGAGUAUCCCAUCCUAAUCGUGAUUAUCAGCUGGCAGCAGAGUAUGCUGUUGUUAACUUGUCCAAUGUUGUAGAGAGUUUGAACACCAACACAGCAAUAUACAAUGUUCUGAAAGAGGCCCUAGAAAAGGGAGAGGAUGUGUUACCUAUGGAUGCUGUAGAUAAACGUGUGGGGGAGCUGUUUAAGUUUGACUUUGACUUGAGUGGCUGCCAUCUCUCAGAGGACAAGAAGAACAUAUAUUUGAAGUUGUCAGAGAAUGUGAUUAUGACUGGUAAUAUGUUUAUGGAAGGAUGUCAGUCUUCAGCCAUAAUUCCCAAAGACAGACUACCAGAACACCUCCAAUACUGUUUUAACUUGGAGGGGGAUGAUGCAGUAAUUAGUGGGGCUCACUUAGACCACUGGAAUGAUCAGGUACGAGAGGCGGCCUAUAGAGUAUACCACUAUCCUAACGAGAGUCAAGUCAAACUCCUGGAUGCUCUCAUUUUAAAUCGUCAUAAGUUAGCCACCCUAGCUGGAUUUCCAACAUAUGCUCAUCGGGCGUUGAAGGGAACUCUAGCAGAAACACCAGAAAUGGUGAUGGAUUUUCUAAAUGCUCUGUCAGAAAGGAUAAAACCAUUGGCAGACAGUGAAUACAAAGAACUGCUGAAACUGAAGAAAGAGAGAGGAUCAACCAGUGAUGUGGUUCUGAGACCUUGGGACACCCCCUACUACUCAGCACUUGGCAGACACCUCAAGUACGAUAUCAGCGGUGAUGAGAUCGCCCCCUAUUUUUCCCUGGGUAACUGUAUGGAGGGGAUAAAUAUAGUCCUGAAGAGUUUGUAUGACGUGUCUCUACAGACAGUAGAGCCGCAGUGUGGAGAACUCUGGUCUGAUGAUGUUUAUAAGCUGGCAGCGGUCCACAGCACAGAAGGAGUCCUGGGUUAUAUCUAUUGUGACUUGUUUGAGAGACAGGGGAAACACAUAAUGGACUGUCACUGUACAAUACAUGGAGGGCGAGAACAGGACGAUGGUUCCUACCAGCUCCCUAUCGUGGUCCUGAACUGUAACCUGACCCGCCCCCAGAAUAACGUCCCCACGCUUCUGACCCCUGGACUCAUGAGGAAUCUCUUCCAUGAGUUUGGACAUGCUAUGCAUUCCAUGCUUGGAAGGACAAAGUAUCAACAUGUCACAGGAACAAGGUGCCCUACAGAUUUUGCUGAAGUUCCUUCAGAAUUUAUGGAAUUCUUUGCUACUGAUCCCAGAGUGAUAAGUUUGUUUGCUCGUCAUUUUCGCACAGGGGAACUCCUACCUCUGGAUGCCAUUGAGAAAUUUUGUAAAGCAAGCAAUAUGUAUUCAGCUUCAGAAAUGCAGCUCCAGAUUGUGUACUCAAUGCUGAGCCAGAAGUUACAUGGAGAAUACCCUCUAGGCAAAUCCACCACAGAGCUGUACGCAGAAAUCCACAACCAGUACAUGGGGGUGCCGUAUGUUGAAGGCACAGCUCCACACCUGCGGAUUGGUCAUUUGAAUGGCUACGGAGCCAGGUACUACUCUUACCUGAUGUCAAGAGCUGUGGCUUCUAAGAUCUGGCAGCAGUGCUUCAAGGAGGAUCCUCUAAACAGAGAAGUAGGGGAGAGAUUUAGGAGGGAGGUCUUGGCUUAUGGGGGAGAAAUUCCUCCCAAGGACCUAAUCAGUGGAAUGUUACAAAAACCUCUCACUAUAGAUGAUAUGGUAGACUCUUUAGUUGAAGAAAUGAAUAGCUGAUAGUGUCUAUAGCUAGAAUGAGGAUCAGGCUAAAGAAAAGAGUGAGGUCUGCCGAAGUAAAUGUCACUGCACAAGAUAAUUUGGAAUGGUUUGUGAAAGGUACCCUGUUUCGGUGCGGAUAUUAAAUGGAGGCAGUGCAAUGUGAAAGUUUAAACUAACAUAUUAUGAAAACACCAUGUAAAGAAUUACAUGGUUGUAUCCCUUAACUGUGAUAUUUCAGUGCAGCAUAUGUUCCUAAAUAUUUAUCAUAAACACUAUUACUGGAUGAAUGCUUUGACAUUUUAUUAAGUUUACAGUUUGCUAAAGAUAUAAAAGUUUGUCAGACAAUACAUACAUGUAUUUUACUCUAGACUACUAUGUACAAUUUGAAAUGUUGUAAGUCUGCAGUAUUUAAUGCCUUGUGAACGCUUGCCACAUUACUUACCAGUAAGGCAAUAAAACUUCACAUUAGUGGAUCAUAUCCUGUCUUGAGCAUUUCAACCAAUUGGUAUAUGAACUUCAAAAGUAUAACUCAAGGACCUAUUUUACAAAACCCAGUAUUGUAAUUUCUCUAGAUCUACAGAUAUUUUGAUGUUUUAAAAUGCCUUGUAUGUGUACAUGUAUUUAAAUAAAACUGUAUAGGUACAUGUAUUU
This is a messenger RNA of Saccostrea cuccullata (small rock oyster), 2850 nucleotides long. RefSeq names its product mitochondrial intermediate peptidase-like. Gene Ontology annotation, biological process: peptide metabolic process. Bases 139 to 2217 code for a protein of 692 amino acids. The record is from RefSeq and is a predicted model, not a curated record. The transcript is spliced from 20 exons. Gene Ontology annotation, cellular component: mitochondrion. Gene Ontology annotation, molecular function: metalloendopeptidase activity. NCBI's taxonomy places the organism in Eukaryota, Metazoa, Mollusca, Bivalvia, Ostreida, Ostreidae.